Adineta steineri is the source of this 807-nucleotide messenger RNA. Lineage: Eukaryota; Metazoa; Rotifera; Eurotatoria; Adinetida; Adinetidae. The record is from the annotation of a GenBank genome assembly.
AUGAACAAUUCUAUAGAAAAUACUUAUCCAUUAUAUUCUUAUAUCCCAUCUCGUUAUGCUGCUGCAAUAUUUGCUACUAUUAUAUAUAUAUCAUCAAUUGCAUGGCUUGCUCAAUCAUUAAUUUCUAAAUGUCGUCCAUGUAUAUUAGCUAUAUUUAUAUUUGCAUCACAUUUUCUAACAUUUAUUGAACUUGUUUUACGUUCGACAUUGAAUAUAAAUGUAUUAAAAAGCAAAUUAUUAUAUCGAAUAACAGCACCAUUAUUAAGUUUAUCACCUCGAUUAUUAUUACUUGCAAAUUAUCGAUGUUUAGUUGAAUUAAGAGGAAAAGAACCACGUCAAAUACUUGAUCGUAUUAUGGAUACAAUGAUACCUAUUGGAGUUAUUAUUAUGGAUAGUAUAUUAUGUAUUGCUGAUGAACUUUCAUUUCAUUCUAAACGUUAUUAUUUAAGUUUUCAUCUUCGACAAUCAUCAGCUGGAUUUGUUCUUGGUUUAUCAAUAUUUUUUUUUCUUAUUUGGUAUUUAUCUGUAUCACAUAUUCGUCGUCUUUAUCUUUUACCAUUAUUAAUAAUAUCAAGUAUAUGUAUUUUAAUUGAAGCUAUUUAUGUUCUAGCAAUGUCAAUACCUUCUCUAUUUAUUAUUCUUACUAAAAGUGAAUUUUAUUAUUAUGUAUGUCAUUUAAUACCUAUUUUUAUUGCUCUGAUUUCAUGGUCUAUUUAUCAUCCUUGGCGGCUAUUACCACCAUUAGAAUCAGCUGUACCUCAUGAUGUUACUGGAAAAGAAUUACUUCGACCACCUCCAUCCAUCUAA